AUGCCCGCCACCACCAGAAUCAUCUCUGACACCCGGAUGUCGGAUAAAGCAAAAAAAGCCAAAUCUGGAAACACACCCACAGAGAAGAUCCCGCCCUACGAUCCAGCUUUGCCUGAACCAACAUGUAGAGCUGAUCUCAUCAAGCACUGGUUCACUCUUUCCAUGGAUGACAAGACAGCCAAUAGAAUGCUGUGGAUCUCAGAGGACGGUGCUAAGGUGUCGCGUAUGACUGAUGAUGUCACUUGUCCCGUCUUGGAUAGGCCAGAGCGAUACGAGUAUUCUCCACAGGUUCUUUGCAAAGAUGGCAUCCUGGGCUUCCGAGGCUACUGGGAGGUGGAGUUCUCAGGAUGGGUGGUGGUCGGGGUCGCGUACGAACGAGCAGGAAGGAGGAACAGCGAUGGAUCCUGUGGUCUGGGGGAGAAUGAGGAGUCCUGGGGUCUCGGCUGGAGCGGUUCCAGCUAUAGCGCCUGGCACAAAGGCCAAAAUGUAGAGAUCAUGGAGGUUCCUAAGUACACCACAAUUGGUGUGUAUGUCGAUCAGCCUGGUGGUAUUCUGAAUUUCUAUGGUGUGGAGGAGGUGAAGGAGGGAGAGGAGAGCACAGGAGAGAAGGAAGUGAGACUUUUGUGGCCGAUUAGGAGUCCCUUUGAGCAGAAAAUGAUACCAGGUUUCUGGUUGGGGCCACAGUCACACUGUCUGAUCAAAAAGAAGGAGGAAUAAAAGGACUCAGUCAAUAUUACAUUAGUUUUAAAAGUCAGAGUUUAUGAACUCUGACUUCAACUGACUGGACAACACCAACAUUUGUCUUCUAUAGCUGGCAUAAACGCACAUUUUAUCAGAAUUUUAGCACCAGCUAUAUUCCUUAUAUACAGUACCUCUCAGAUAUCGAGCACUUAGUUUUGUACAUUUUCAAUAAAGUCAAUAAGGUAGCGGUAGCUGGGUUUCACCUUUGACUUCUG
Centropristis striata (black sea bass) is the source of this 956-nucleotide messenger RNA. RefSeq names its product tripartite motif-containing protein 16-like. The record is from RefSeq and is a predicted model, not a curated record. Lineage: Eukaryota; Metazoa; Chordata; Actinopteri; Perciformes; Serranidae. The transcript is spliced from 5 exons. Gene Ontology annotation, molecular function: protein binding. The coding region runs from base 1 to 717 and encodes 238 amino acids.